Messenger RNA from Larimichthys crocea (large yellow croaker), 2249 nucleotides. RefSeq names its product protein N-lysine methyltransferase FAM173A. Gene Ontology annotation, biological process: peptidyl-lysine trimethylation; positive regulation of proton-transporting ATP synthase activity, rotational mechanism; regulation of mitochondrial ATP synthesis coupled proton transport. Gene Ontology annotation, cellular component: mitochondrion. Lineage: Eukaryota; Metazoa; Chordata; Actinopteri; Sciaenidae. Gene Ontology annotation, molecular function: protein-lysine N-methyltransferase activity. The record is from RefSeq and is a predicted model, not a curated record. The transcript has 6 exons. Bases 126 to 785 code for a protein of 219 amino acids.
GGCGGGUCAGGUAGGCUGCACAAACAUGUCUGUUUCCACAGACUGUGUUAUAACUUUACAAACCCACCAGAGCUGGACCGUUUUUGUGUGCAUCUUACUCAUAACCAUAUUGGUAACUGUUUGGAAUGGAAGACUCCAUUGAGGUGAUUCUGCAAGACUAUGACAGGGUCCUACCAAAAGCAGGCUCCAACAGACCCCAUCAUGUCCUGUCUGCCUGCCUAGGCACUCUCUUUACAGGCCUGUAUGGAGUAUGGAGCCUGUUUGUUGUGCCUGGCUUUCGCAAAGUCCCGUGGAGCCUCAAGGUUCCUUAUUUGCCCUCCAGUAAAGAUCAGACACUGAACAUUAUGAAGCUGCUCGAGGGACGGACAGGUCGCUUAGCAGAUUUAGGAUCGGGAGAUGGAAGAGUGGUGCUUGCAGCCUCUUCUGCUGGUUUCCAGAGCACAGGAUUUGAGAUUAACUCCUUUUUAGUGGCCUAUGCCAGGAGCAAGGCCCACUGGACUGGGGUGCCCUCUGGCCAGGCAACCUUUGUCCAAAAAGACUUCUGGAAUACCAAUUUAUCUACGUACAACAAUGUGACCGCUUUUCUUGCUCCAGGAGUGAUGGAGGUGCUCGGUGAGAAGCUGUUGAAAGAGCUUCCAGACGAUGCGCGUGUCAUCGCUUGUCGUUUUCCUUUCCCCAACUGGCCGCAACAGUCAUCUGUCGGCUCCGGCCUUGACCAGACCUUUGCUUAUGACAUUAGCAGUGUGCGCUCACACCUGAGAAAAGUACCUAACUCAGUGUCAUAAGUCACAGUCUCAUGUUAUUCUCUUCUCCAGCACUAGACCCUCCAGACUGAUUUCUUAGACCAGAAAUGAACAAAAAUGUGAUAUUUCAAGGAAUACCACACAACCAAAGCUAAAAUAUUUAGCAGCAAACUUCAGGUAUUUAUUGAUAUCUAAGUGAUAGUUUUGAAAUAUGUCUUUGAACAUUUAAAAGGAUGAGCGUCAGUUGUCAGGUGGAUGAUUUUGACAUCACUUAACCCCUGCAGUAUUUGUACAAACUUUACACUGCCAGAACAGGCUAUGCAUUAUUGCUGAGAAUCUUGUUGUAAAAAUAUCAUACACUUCUAUCUGGAAUAUGGCCAGAGUCUUUCUACCUAAGAGCUCUUCCAGUACAAACCAUUUUACUUCCACAUCAACACUAAUAAACCUCUUAAGCAGCAUGCUGCAGGAAGGACAGUGAGGUCAGUGUUUUUGUAUGAUAUUCAAUAGUGUUGUCCCACUUUUGCUUUUGUGUGGUCGUAAUUAGAUUUGUGUGUUGUGUUUAUUUGUGUUUAUUUCAAAAAAUGAAUGCCCAUGUCUGGCUCCAGCUCAAGGCCAGUCUGAAAUUUGUGAAUCAUGGUUAUAUGUGUAAGCCUCUUAUAUUUGGUAGCAGUAAAACUGAGAUUUCUGUGAAUUGCUGAGUGAUUUGUUUUUGUUUUCGUAACAAAAUUAGGAUGGUUCCUCUUUCUACGGUGUCUGCUAUGUUAAACAGCCAUGUUUCUGUACCAAACACUAGUUCUAGAUAGGGCGGUUCAUGCUUUUUCCAUUCCUCCUUGCUUGGAAAGGGGGAGGUGAAACAAGCGUGUUGCAAAUGGCAAUUCCACUGCUCGAUGUGACUAAAUUCUACAAACUGGCUCUUUAAAUCAAAAACCAAGCAUGCCAGAUUGCCUUAAAUGUUUCAAGUCCUUGGCAACAGUGGUUAAAAAAACAAACAUCACGUACAGAUGCACGCAAUCAUUUCACACACUACACUUACAUUCACUUAAGACAUCAAAUGUGAGUGCAGAGGAUCAGACUAAACCCAAUGUAACCCCUUGAUGGUGAUGACAAGAAUAGCAUGCAUGCCAGUAUCUUCAUUAAAGUGAAUUACUGAUGAAUCAUCCUCAUAAAUAAGUCAUACAUUAAUAACAGGCUAAUUCUGCACAUUAUCCAUGAUAAUGAAGAUGCAGAAUAUUAGAAAUGCGUGGCAAAAGUCACAUAUCGUGAAUAUUUGAAAGGCCCACCAAAAUUUCUCAAAUCAUGCUUUUAGCAGAGCUCAUGUCUUGUUAAGAGGGGUUGAGCUUCAGCUGUCUCCCUGGGAGUUUGUUGUUGUAGUAGUAGUAUGUAAUUUAAUGUAAUGUGUAUAAUGUAAUAAACCGUUCUCAGGGCCCUCCAAUACACCAAUAUGCCUCUGCAAACUACUAUUGCGUGGAAAAGUAGUAGAGGUGCUACUACUUUUCCACGUGUACG